Molecule: messenger RNA, 2551 nt
Organism: Polyodon spathula (Mississippi paddlefish)
Lineage: Eukaryota; Metazoa; Chordata; Actinopteri; Acipenseriformes; Polyodontidae
Gene: ribc2
Product: RIB43A domain with coiled-coils 2
Exons: 7
Coding region: 377-1516 (379 amino acids)
Source: RefSeq, a predicted model, not a curated record
UUCAUGAGAUGCUAAACGUAAAGACAAUUUAUUCAAUUGGCUUCACGAAAAAAUAUUUUUCAAACCGAAGUCAAAAUAGAAAGUAUGUAGGUUAAUGGCCUACUAUCAAAUAUCAAGAGCAAUCCCGCUGUAAAUACGUGUUUCUUUCAAUAUAUUUGUUUAACUAAUUAAUCCCUUGUUGUCCUGCAUAUCUGCAACAGGGAGUGCUUUACUAUUCACGCAAGCGCAGCAGUCCUAUUAGAGGAUAUCUUAGCAACCAGCUUGUUUACAGAACUUUCUGAUGCUGCCGUGGUCACUCGCAGUAAAUUAAAUCGUCAGAUUUAAAGCUGAUUGUUAAACUAAGAUAGCGGAAUACAUUAGUGAUAAAAAAAAAAAAAUGUACAAAUUGGAUCUUCCAAAGGAUCUGGCCAUGGCUGCUGCCCUGGAACAGAGGAGAAACAGAGAGAUCGAGCGACAGAACAGAAUCUUUAAUUCCAAAGUCAGAAUAAUUGGGGUGGACAAAGAAGCCUUAGACUACCAGGUUAAAGAAAAGAAGAUCAAAGAAGAGACUGACGCGCACGUUCACGAAGCCUAUGCUAAAGACCUGAUUCGCAAUGAAAAGAUCGCCUGUUUGCUGGAUAACAGGCAGAAGAAUGACAGCAGGGCCCUAAAUAAGGCGGUGGAGGAGUUUCGCCAAUGUUUCCAGAAACCUGAGAGCAGGCGCGAGUUUUAUCUGAGUGAUCCUCAAAUGAUAAAGAAGGACCUCCCAGCACGCGUUUCUGAUCAUGAUCCCAGACUGUCCAUCUCAGGAGUGCAGAAGCUGGUGGGAGAAGAUUUAAACCAGCAAGAGCGACACAGGAUGCAGCAGGAGCAGCUGAGGGAAUGGUCACUGCAGCAACAGGAAGAACUGCACAGAGCACGGGAAGAGCACGCAUGUGCAGAGGAACUUUACAACAAGACAAGGGUGGAGCUUGAUAACAGAGCUGUUGAACUUCAAAAGAUUGAGGAAGAAACCAGGAGAGCUAUCACUGUGGCAACCAAAGACUUUAAUUUGGCAAAAGCUGCUGAAACAAGAGAAAAACAGAAACUGGAGAAGCAGCAGGAGGAGGAAGAUAACCUGGUGGAAAUCUCCAACCUGAUCCAGGGGGACCUGCUCUCGGAGAAUCCCGAUCAAGCUGUCAGUGUGUUUGGACCCCAUCGCGUCGUCCCCGACAGGUGGAAGGGGAUGAGACCAGAACAACUGAAGGAGAUAACCCACUUCCAGCAACAGCAAGUCCAGGAAAACAUGAGGUCCAAAGAAAGGGAGCUGCUUUAUGAUCUGGAGUGGAAGCAGCAGUGUGUGGAUUCUGCACGGAAAGCACUGCUCCUGGAGAGACAGCAAGCACGUCUGGAGCGUGAGCUGCGCCGAGCCCUGGACAACACCAACAAGCAGCUGUCUGAGGCACACAGAGCACAGAAGCAGUAUCUGGAAAAGGAAGUCUUCACGAACAUUCCAGAGGAUGGCUACUUUGCACAGUUCAAUACAACCAGCCGCUAAAAGGAUUACAAGGUGUAGUUCAUAAAGUCUCUGUAUUGCUGCCUUCAAAAUAUAGAGAAAUUUUGGUGCAAUUUGAGAUCUGUAGAAUUAAAGCUCUGUAUUUGCAUUUUCCCACCUCUUACAAACCAUGUACUACAUUAUUAAUUUUUUUAAUAUUACCAAGCAUACUGUAAUCAAAAAUAAAUAAUGGAUUAUACCUGUCAGCUUGGCUGCUUUAUGAAAAGAUUUUAAAUGCAAGUUUCAGUUCACUUUAUUCAGAUUGUUGAAUCUACUUUAAUAUUCUUAUGUAUCUGUAUAAUUGAAAGUGUUCUACAGCAACAUAGGUUUACACAAACAAGAGUGUUAUAACAUAGUAUUUCCUAAAUUAGAAAACACUUUAAAAACACAUUUUCUAUACAGUUUUUCUGUCAGUAUCAUAGCCUUUUCCAAUGUAUUGACAUUUUAUUAUUAAAGUAUCUGGCAAACUAACACCACUGUGCCCAUUGUAAGUGACAUUGUGAUAAAUGUGUCCGAUUUUGGAUCAAAGCUGUGUGUGAAUAAAUCAAACAACUUAAAAAAAUAAACAAACACAAAAGUUUGAGAUCCAGAAAUCCAGAAAGAGUCUAACCAGUUUGGGUUUUUUGUUUGUGCAAAUGGCUCUAGACCAGUCUUUUUCUUGUGGGAACAGUUAUUCAUGUCAUCAAACCUGUGCAAUAAUUCCUGACAUUGAUCAUCAAGCAGAAAUGUAUACAAAGUUAUGUAGCUUCAAAUUACUUUUUCAAUUUAACUUUUUAUGCUGUUUGCAAUGAUUGAGUGGUUCUUGUAAAAAGUUCUAAUUGCAAACCACUGACACAUGUAACAGCUAGAUUAGCCAAGCUGUCUUUAUAGCAGUAAGAGAGCCACAAGCAUCUAUAAAGACACUUUGACUGGCCUAGCCUACGUUACAUACAAUGCUACCCUGUUUGGAGUUAAAGUUUGGAGUUGGGGGGGGGGGAGGCUUUGGUCGGCCAGGAUCUUCUCGGCUCACCGCACACCAGCGACCCUUGUAGUCUGGUA